Gambusia affinis (western mosquitofish) is the source of this 6822-nucleotide messenger RNA. RefSeq names its product plexin A3 (gene plxna3). NCBI's taxonomy places the organism in Eukaryota, Metazoa, Chordata, Actinopteri, Cyprinodontiformes, Poeciliidae. Gene Ontology annotation, cellular component: semaphorin receptor complex. The transcript is spliced from 36 exons. The record is from RefSeq and is a predicted model, not a curated record. Gene Ontology annotation, molecular function: semaphorin receptor activity; protein binding. Gene Ontology annotation, biological process: regulation of cell migration; regulation of cell shape; semaphorin-plexin signaling pathway involved in axon guidance. The coding region runs from base 345 to 5903 and encodes 1852 amino acids.
CACCCCGCGGUUCAGUUCAGAGUGGUUCGGCCCAACUGGGGGCUGUCCGUGUCUGAGCCGAGCCGAGCCAGGCUGAGAGAGCGCCGCAGCUCCGAACCUCCAGGCUGGAUUUUUACCGCUCCGGUACCAGGAUCUGCCGGUCCGGACCAACCGAACCUCAGUCCGCCCAGACCGGAACCGCGCGGCUGCGGCAGAAAAAGAAAACGGCGGCCGAGGCGCGCGCCUCUUUGGAUUUAAAUAUCUGAUUGGACUUUUCUGCGCGUGCACAUCCAGUCAUGGAUCAGUGAAGCGGAUCUUCAUCGGACCUGCAGCAUCUCCUCCUCCUCUUCCUCUCUCGCUCCACCAUGCUCCCUUCCUCUCUCUCCUCUCCUCUUCCUCUCCUCCUGCUCCUCUUCCUCCUCCCAUCCCUCCUCUUCCUCCCAGCCCCGCCCUCCCCGCCGUCGGGCCGUGUCGAGUACCGGGCGCCCGACGCAUCCUUCACCCACCUGGCGGUGCACCGACGGACGGGCGAGGUUUUCGUGGGCGCAGUGAACCGGGUGGUGAAGCUGAGCUCCUCCCUGCUGGAACUGAAGAGUCAUGUGACCGGGCCGGUGGAGGACAACGCUCGCUGCUACCCGCCCCCCAGUGUCCGCGCCUGCGCCCACCGGCUGGAGAGCACGGACAAUGUGAACAAGCUGCUGCUGGUGGAUUAUACUGGGAGCAGACUGGUGGCCUGCGGCUCCAUCUGGCAGGGCGUCUGCCAGUUCCUGCGGCUCGACGACCUCUUCAAGCUGGGAGAGCCGCAUCACCGCAAGGAGCAUUACCUGUCCGGCGCCAAGGAGCCCGACGGCAUGGCAGGCGUGGUCGUCGGGGAAGAUGAUUGGAUGGAGGAGACCAGGAGGAAGAAGCCGGUGAAAGGCAGCAGCCGGCUGUUCAUUGGUGCCGCCAUUGAUGGGAAAUCAGAGUACUUUCCCACGCUGUCGAGCAGGAAGCUGGUGGCCGACGAGGAGAACAACGACAUGUUCUCGCUGGUCUACCAGGACGAAUUUGUGUCGUCGCAGAUCAAGAUUCCAUCGGACACGCUGUCCACCUACCCGGCCUUUGACAUCUACUACGUGUACGGCUUCUCCAGCCGGACCUACGUCUACUUCUUGACUCUGCAGCUGGACACCCAGCUGACCCAGAUGGAGGCCGGCGGGGAGAAGUUCUUCACCUCCAAGAUUGUGAGGAUGUGCUCCAAUGACACCGAGUUCUACUCGUACGUAGAGUUUCCUCUAGGCUGCACCAAGGACGGCGUGGAGUACCGGCUGGUCCAGGCCGCCUACAGGCAGAAGCCGGGCCGGCGGCUGGCCCAGGCGCUCGGCCUGGGCCCGGAUGACGACGUCCUGUUUGUGGUCUUCUCACAGGGUCAGAAGAACCGGUCCAACCCGCCCAGAGAGACGGUGCUGUGUCUGUUCACCCUGCAUGACAUCAACCUGGCCAUGAGGGAGCGCAUCAGCUCCUGUUACCGUGGAGAGGGACACCUUACGUUGCCAUGGUUACUCAACAAAGAGCUGCACUGCAUCCACACUCCAAAGCAGAUCGGUGAUGAUUUCUGCGGCCUGGUGCUGAACCAGCCGCUGGGAGGCCUGAGAGUGAUCGAGGGACAGCCGCUGUACGAGGACCGGACCGAGGGCAUGGGCGCUGUGGCCGCCUACACCUACGGAGACGACACCGUGGUGUUUGUGGGAACCCGAAGCGGACAGCUGAAGAAGAUCCGAGUGGAUGGCGUGCCGCCGCCGGCCCAGAAUGCCUUGCUGUAUGAGACGGUGGCAGUGGCGGAGGGCCAGCCCAUCCUGAGGGACAUGGUGUUCAGUCCGGACCACCACAGCAUCUACCUGCUGAGCCACCGACAGGUGACCAGGCUGCCGGUGGAGAGCUGCCAGCAGUACAGCAGCUGCUCUGACUGUCUGGGAUCAGGAGACCCGCACUGUGGCUGGUGCGUCCUCUUCAACAAGUGUUCCAGGAAGGAGUCAUGUGACCGGUGGGAGGAGCCUCAGCACUUCAACACCCGUCUGGACCAAUGCGUGUUCAUCUCGGUUUCCCCUAGCAACAUGUCCGUCACCUCUCCUCCCACUCAGCUGACCAUCAGGGUGCAGAAUGUCCCUGAGCUUUCAGGCGGGGUCACCUGUGUGUUUGAAGACCUGACGGAAACACCUGGACAGGUGCAGGCAGAAGGUCAGGUGGUGUGCAUGUCGCCAUCGCUCGAGGAGCUGCCGGCACAAGCUCCUCCCUAUGGUGAGAAGCGUGCGGUCCAGCUCAGCCUGCGCUCCACGGAGACGGGUCUCCGGUUCAUCUCCACCAGCGUGGUUUACUACAACUGCUCCGUGCUCAGCUCGUGUACUUCCUGUGUCAGCAGCAGCUUUCCCUGCCUCUGGUGUAAAUUUCGCCACAUCUGCACUAACAACCUGAAGGACUGCUCCUUCCAGGAGGGCCGGGUCAGCAGCAUGGAGGGCUGUCCCCAGAUCCUCCCCACUGCCGACAUCCUGGUUCCGGCUGGGAUGGUGCGUCCGAUCACGCUACGGGCCCGGAACCUGCCGCAGCCGCAGUCGGGUCAGAAGAACUACGAGUGCGUGUUCAGCAUCCAGGGCAAGGUGCAGCGCAUCCCCGCCGUGCGCUUCAACUCCUCCUGCAUCCAGUGCCAGAACACCUCGUACUGGUACGAAGGAGAUGAGGCCGGAGACCUCCAAGUGGACUUCUCCAUCGUCUGGGACGAAAACUUCCUGAUUGACAAGCCCACCUUCAUGAAAGCUUUGCUGUAUAAGUGUGAAGCGCAGCGCUCCAGCUGUGGUCAGUGCCUCAAAGCGCCCCCUGUGUUCGAAUGCGGGUGGUGUGUGGAGAGCAGGAAGUGCCUCCUGCGGCAGCACUGCCCGUCGCCGGAGCAGAACUGGAUGCACCACGGCGGCCACAACCUGCGCUGCAGCCACCCGCGCAUCUCCAAGAUCGACCCGCUGACUGGACCCCGCGAGGGUGGCACCCGCGUCGCCAUUGAGGGCGAGAACCUGGGUCUGCAGGUCAAGGAGAUCACGCACAUCCAGGUGGCCGGCGUCCGCUGCAACCCGGUGCCGUCGCUGUACGUCAGCGCCGAGAGGAUCGUGUGCGACAUGGCCGAAGCCCUGCUGCCUCACUCGCCCGGCGGGCCAGUAGAGCUCUGCAUCGGCGUGUGCAGCGCCGAGUACCGGACCCUGUCCACCCAGACCUACUCCUUUGUGAGCCCAAGCUUCACCCGGAUCCGCCCCCUGAUGGGACCUGUCUCCGGAGGAACCCGGCUGACAGUGGUCGGCCGAUACCUGGACUCCGGCAGCGGCGUCUCCGUGUUUGUCCACACAGAGGAGUGUCUGUUUGUGAAGCGCACCAAUCGAGAGAUAGUCUGCAUAACACCCGCGUCGCCGUCUGGCGCCGGCGCUGCCCCCGUGCGUUUGAUGAUCGACCGGGCGGAGGUGACCAACGCUGAGGUCAGCUACAGCUACAUCGAGGACCCAACUGUCUCUGGCAUCGAGCCCAACUGGACCAUCCUCAAACCAUCCAGGGUCAGGGCCGUGCGGGGCCAGCGGCGUAAGGACGCAGCUGGAGCUCACCUCCUCUUCGUUCUUCUCCUGUCUGCAUGCAGUACUGCAGGUCUGCGACAGCACCAGACCUGCCUGGCUCGGCCUGGAAAGCCGAUGGUGUCGUCUCUGCUGGUCCUGAACUCCACCCCUUUCACACACUACCCUAACCCAACCUUUGACCGCUUCAUUGCCAUCCUGGAGAGUCAAGCGAUACGGUCGUCGCAGAGGGUCCGGAGAUGCGUGGGCUUGCGCGAAGACACCGGUCAUGGUGGGGGCCAAGAACAUAUACCGGGAGCGGUCCCAGUGAUCCAGGUGGGUGGUCUGGAGUACUUCCCGGGGAUUCUCCACAUUUACUCCGACAACACGCUGACACUGCCUGCCAUCAUCGGCAUCGGAGCGGGCGGCGGUGUUCUGCUCAUCGCCAUCAUCGCCGUGCUCAUCGCCUACAAGAGGAAGACCCGAGACGCCGACCGGACGCUGAAGCGCCUGCAGCUGCAGAUGGACAACUUGGAGAGCCGGGUGGCGCUAGAGUGCAAAGAGGCCUUUGCCGAGCUGCAAACCGACAUCCAGGAGCUGACCAAUGACAUGGACGGAGUCAAGAUCCCCUUCCUGGAGUAUCGGACCUACACCAUGAGGGUCAUGUUUCCUGGCAUAGAGGAGCAUCCGGUGCUCAAGGAGCUCGACUCUCCUGCCAACGUGGAGAAAGCUCUGCGUCUCUUCAGCCAGCUGCUCAACAACAAGAUGUUCCUGCUCAGCUUCAUCCACACGCUGGAGGCCCAGAGGUCCUUCUCCAUGCGGGACCGAGGGAACGUCGCCUCCCUGCUGAUGGCCGCUCUGCAGGGACGGAUGGAGUACGCCACGGUGGUGCUGAAGCAGCUGCUGGCGGAUCUGAUAGAGAAGAACCUGGAAAACCGGAACCACCCUAAGCUGCUCCUCAGGAGAACAGAGUCUGUUGCUGAGAAGAUGCUGACCAACUGGUUCACCUUCCUGCUGCAUCGCUUCCUGAAGGAGUGCGCCGGGGAGCCGCUCUUCAUGCUCUACUGCGCCAUCAAGCAGCAGAUGGAGAAAGGGCCGAUCGACGCCAUCACUGGAGAGGCACGCUAUUCUCUGAGCGAAGACAAGCUGAUCCGGCAGCAGAUUGACUACAAGCAGCUGACUCUGAUGUGCAUCCCUCCGGAGGGCGAAGCUGGAACCGAGGUACCGGUGAAGGUUCUGAACUGCGACACGGUGACCCAGGUCAAAGACAAGCUGCUGGAUGCCGUCUAUAAAGGAAUUCCGUUUUCCCAGCGGCCGCAGGCCGAUGACAUGGACCUCGAGUGGCGGCAGGGCCGGCUGACCCGGAUCAUCCUACAGGAUGAAGAUGUGACGACCAAGAUAGAGAGUGACUGGAAAAGGCUGAACACAUUGGCUCACUACCAGGUAACAGACGGCUCGCUGGUGGCGCUGGUCCAGAAGCAGGUUUCUGCCUACAACAUCGCCAACUCCUUCACCUUCACCAGAUCCCUCAGCAGAUACGAGUCCUUACUGCGGACGUCCAGCAGUCCCGACAGCCUGAGAUCCAGAGCUCCAAUGAUCACCCCAGACCAGGAGACAGGAACUAAACUUUGGCACCUGGUGAAGAACCACGAGCACAGCGACCAGAGAGAAGGAGACCGGGGCAGCAAGAUGGUCUCUGAGAUCUACCUGACCAGACUGCUGGCCACCAAGGGGACGCUGCAGAAGUUUGUGGAUGACCUUUUUGAGACUGUGUUCAGCACGGCCCAUCGUGGCUCUGCACUACCGCUGGCAAUUAAAUACAUGUUCGACUUUUUGGACGAGCAGGCCGACAAACGGUCAAUCACCGACCCAGAUGUCAGACACACCUGGAAGAGCAACUGUCUUCCUCUCAGGUUCUGGGUCAACGUCAUUAAGAAUCCACAGUUUGUCUUCGACAUCCAUAAGAGCAGCAUCACAGACGCCUGCCUAUCGGUGGUGGCGCAGACCUUCAUGGACUCGUGCUCGACGUCCGAACAUCGGCUCGGCAAAGACUCGCCGUCCAACAAGCUGCUCUAUGCUAAAGACAUCCCCAACUACAAAAGCUGGGUGGAGAGGUACUACAGGGACAUCUCCAAGAUGCCCAGCAUCAGCGAUCAGGACAUGGAUGCCUACUUGGUGGAGCAGUCCCGUCUCCAUGGCAACGAGUUCAACACACUGAGCGCGCUCAAUGAACUCUACUUCUACAUCAACAAGUACAAGGAAGAGAUCCUGACGGCGUUGGACCGGGACGGUUACUGUCGGAAACACAAGCUGAGACACAAACUGGACCAAACCAUCAACCUGAUGUCCGGCAGCAGCUGAGAGCCGGACCGAUGAGGGGGCGGGGCUUGGGCAGGAUGAGGUUCUGCUGAACAGCCGGACUGGACCGAAUCACCAGCAGUCGAUCUGUCAAUUGAUUUAUUGGUCAGAUGGAUUGAUUGAACCCAGAACCCAGCGGAGCAGAACCUUUCCUGAGACUCAUGGAGCCAACCGUACCUCAACAGGUUCUACAGCAGGACCAGGGCGGUUUGGAUCAGAACCGUUACAGACUGAGCUCAGAAUGUAAAGUCAAAAGUAACAGAAGUCCGUCCCGGCCCUCCAGAUCAGAACCGAGGUUCAUCUGGACCUCACAGCAACCCGGUUCUGAUCAGAACGAGUAUCUGAUUCUGGACAGUUUGAAGCUUUAAUGAAGGAGGCAGAGCCAAAACGAACGUCAGGUGUUGGUUCUGUUGCGGUUCUGUGAACAGUCAGCGCAGCACACUGAGCCCGAUCUGUUCGGACCCGACACUUCCCGGCCCUGCCCCUAGCCCCGCCCCCAGCUCCUCUUUGGUCAGUCCGCUGGCCAGGAGGACGCACUGCCUGACCAACCAGACUGUGGAUAGAACCUCUGAAUACAUUCCAGCACAGUGACGCCGUCCGGAUCAAAACCAGAACCAACUGGGAUCUGGACCUGAUCCAGACUGGACAUACAGCCACGCUAACGGCGCCGAUGGGGAAAUACUGUGCAGAGCUACAAACCUAGUGCCAUGUAAAGACCGGACCAGAACUCCCUCAGGACUGGACCGGACUUGGACCAAAUCCGGUCCAGAGCCAAGAGAGUGGAACUGAACCGGGUCGGACUCCUAGAACUUUUAAGACUCGUGGCCAUAAUUGUAAAGAAAAAAUGAAGCUCAAAGGAUAAAAUCUAAAAAAUGUUCAAAUGUAACCAGAACUUUUUGGACUUUACCAACCAUAACUUGUA